AUGGCGCCGCUUACCAAAGGAAAAAGCGGUAACGCAAAGAAUGCCGACUUCAAACGUAUUAAGGCCAAAGUGGGCAAGAAAGCCCCAAAGCCAGCCAAUGUCACGGACACGGCGUUCCGCGCUGCGUCGUUGCAAACUAGCUCCCAGACGUCCUUCACCAAUGGCGGCGCUCCAGCAGCAAAUCUUUCCGAUGAUGUCUCACUCUAUUCAGCCCGUGGUCGAUCUUUGCAAAGUUUGGCGUCUCAGUUGUCCCAUCCGGCUGCCGCAGUACGCGCAUCCGCUGCGAAAGGGCUGUAUGAUUUAGUUUCCGGAGCAGCAGCGACGGCUACCGGUGCGACUAGCAGUAGUCUCCUGCAAGCGCACUUGUCGGCUCUCAUUCCAGCCGUUGGUAAAUGCGUUGUCGACGAAGACAGCGAGGUUCGAACUGUUGGAACGAACAUCCUCCGUGAAACGGUAAACAAACUGAACGAAAAAGCUACGAUGGCACUGAGGCCAUUCAUCAAACUUUUGAUUGCAUUCGUGGCGUCGGCACUGAAUAGUUUGGAUCGUGAUUCUCGUCGCGACGGUGCCAUCCUUGUCGAACUGCUGAGUUCGUCGGUACCCACAUUGGUAGCACCCUACGCGGUGGAACUGCUACCAGCCUUGAUCCGAUCGCUGGACGAUCGGGACACCCGUUUGCCGAAACAACCCGGCAUCAACGGAAGCAGUGACACCGGCACCAAAAAGCGCAAGCGUAGGCUGCCGAGCGUCGUAUCGAAUAAAUCGACCGCUAAUCUUAAUGGGCGUCACUUGUUGCUGCAGUCCCUUGUCACCUUGCUCCAAUCGGCAGCAACCCUCACAGGUAGUAGUAAAUCCGAAACGCAACAACAGAGUGCGACAGGAGAGUACUUGUCGGAGCCCGAUUUAAUUUUUGGCACUGGAGGGCGAUCCCGAAAUGCUGUGAUUCUCCGAGGUCGACCAACACGACGGCUUGCUCAACUGUCUCCCAUUCAGAAGCUUACCGACUUACCAUCCUUGGAAGCAUUUCGGCUAUCUUUAGCGAGAAACGACGGCCCGAUCAAAGUGGGUUUGAAUACGUCUUUACCUCCGAAAACGGUUCAGCAAUUGUAUCACAAAUUGCGAGAUUGCUUUGUUGAAACAACUCAGCGAGGCUAUUUUGACGCUAAACAAGGCUACGUGAUGACUGUUACCGAUUUGUCUACCUUCUUACUCGUUGCAAAGGCUUUACGAUUGACCUGGGACGUUUUUGGCAACGAAUGGUCUCAGCUUCAAGCAGAAUCGGAUGUCGCUGACAUGCGCAAAAGUUUUGCACAGGCUGUGUCUUUAAUCCUGGAGAUUUUUCCGAUUUCGCGUGCAGACGAAGCAACACAAGUUGUGGCCGACGAUGUGAAUGGUGAGCUGUGUGUGACUCUGGUUUUGAUGGGGCCCACCAGCGCCAACCAGGGGAAGGAGAAAACUGGCUGGGCAGAUAAAGUUGUUGCGCACGUCUUGACUUCCAUGGACGAAAUGCAUGUGCAGUGUCACCAAGCCAGCUCCAUGAGCCCAACUUCGGCACGCUCUGUCUUUGCUGUAUUGAAUGGGUUGGUUUUGACUGGGCUGUGCAAUGUGAAAUCUCAGAACAGAUUAAUUAGUAUGUUCAGCUCCACAUUCUUUGCACCCGAAAGCAAGGACUCAGCUCGAAUGUGCACAAGCAUUUGUCGUCAGGCGACGGAUGUGGCGAACAGGAUCUUUGAAAGGAUAAACUAUGAUAUCGACAAGGCCAGUGAGCCAAUGCAAAAGCUUGCUGUUGAUGUCCUGAAGACUAUACCGGCCUAUUUGGUAGCUUGGGGCGCCAUCUACAUACCGGAAAGUUCGAGCGCAAUAGCAUUGCUCCAUCACCUUGUGCGUAGACUGGGCGACGAAGAUAAGAGCAUGCUGGAUUUGGGCAAGCUGCGCAAUGAUUUGGAUCAGUUGAUGAUGGUCUCCGAAAGCAUGCAGAAGCAAAAGUUCACGACGUGGUCUACGGUCCUUGAAUGCUAUCCGCCUACGCUACAACGACUGUUUGUAAGUCUCAUUAUUAUGCUCGGAAAGCCCAGCGAUAUUACCCUGAAGCUUUUGGGGCGAAUCUCUGCCCGAUGCCAAGCCAAAGGCGACCCUGACAAGUUGGCCAUUUAUGUUGCUCAAUCAAUGUUUAGCAUCCGUAAGACCGUCUCUAUGUCAUCGUUUCUGACGUUUUUGAUUGACGGCACCGGUGUCUUUCUUUUCGAAGAGUCGGCGUUUCACAGUAAACCCAAGACCGAGGGAGAUAACCGGUAUAUACGCCUGUUUGAAUUGGAUAAUGGUGUUCGUUUGGCAGCCACGAACCUUGUCGCGUGUGGAUCCUCGGCCAAGACACUUCCGAUGCUGGAAGCCCUCUUAUCAACAUUAAUUCGAAGCUGUGACGUAACAAAGACGUCGACACAACGUGAGUUGUUCCGGAUUCGAGCUGGUUUUUCGAUUCUGGCACUCUUUGCCUUGGAUCUCCGUCGUCAGGGAUCCAGCAUUUUUGACAUUCUGCCCCGGGCGUUCAAGGUACAAGCCAUGGCCGGCAUCGGACGGCUUCUCGCACACGCACCGAGUCUCGACUCGGAAUCAAACGAAAAUAUCGACAGGGCCCUUCAAGCGUGGAUCCGUCCGGUGGUGACCCUGUUGGCUUCGGAGGACGGACUUUUGGUAGAUUCGUUUACGGUCCUGGUGUCGUCCUUGCAUAACUGGCCCGACACCCACCGGACCAGCGCGGUCCAGACCCUGUUGCUAGUCAUACGGGCCCCGACGUUGGCACCCGUAUUUCGACGUAGUGAUAUUGCGGCCAUGGUGGCGCAGGCUAAAGUCUUGGAGCAGGCCUCGGCGGAGAGUCCGCUCGCAAGCAUCGCGGGUCAAGUCGUGGCGGAACUCGAAUUGCACAUUAGCGGGUGAGCACACUCAAUGACAAGUCGCACGUAUACAACAGUACAAGAAAUGCUCUUUAUUGAAAUGCGAGCGCAACGGUGGCGAAAAAAAAUUGUUUCCAAUCAUCGAAUAACGUUUAAUAGCUAGAGCUUAUAGUAGAGGG
This is a messenger RNA of Phaeodactylum tricornutum CCAP 1055/1, 3070 nucleotides long. RefSeq lists its product with no specific name. Bases 1 to 2934 code for a protein of 977 amino acids. The record is from RefSeq and is a predicted model, not a curated record. The transcript has a single exon. Gene Ontology annotation, cellular component: nucleus. NCBI's taxonomy places the organism in Eukaryota, Bacillariophyta, Bacillariophyceae, Surirellales, Neidiaceae.